Molecule: messenger RNA, 2620 nt
Organism: Ahaetulla prasina
Lineage: Eukaryota; Metazoa; Chordata; Lepidosauria; Squamata; Colubridae
Gene: CALCB
Product: calcitonin related polypeptide beta
Exons: 3
Coding region: 1-534 (177 amino acids)
Cellular component (GO): extracellular region
Molecular function (GO): calcitonin receptor binding; hormone activity
Source: RefSeq, a predicted model, not a curated record
AUGCUCGUCGAUGGGAUCGCAGCCCAAAUAAGUCAGAGGGGAAUAGGCAGGACCGCAGAGGCUGCAAUGAGGCUCCUCGAUGAAACUGAGCCUUUCUUGCAGAGAGAGAGAGAGAGAGAGAGAGAGAGAGAAGAGGCCAUGGCUGUGCUGAAGAUCUCCUCGCUCCUCGCCGUUUACGCUUUGGUGGCCUGUCAGAUGGAGAACGGCCAGGCGGUCCCGCUCAGAGCGGGCUUCGAGCCCGUCACCGACCGAGGCGCCCUGGGGGACUACGAAGCUCGGCGGUUACUCAACGCCCUGGUGAAAGAAUACGUCCAGAUGACCGCGGAAGAUCCGGAUCAGGGCAGCGAAGGCAGUAGCUUGGAUAGACCUAUUUCCAAACGUUGUGCCAACCUGAGCACUUGUGUGCUGGGCAAACUGUCUCAAGAAUUGCACAAGUUGCAAACGUACCCUCGUACUGACGUCGGGGCUGGGACGCCUGGCAAGAAAAGGAAUGUGUUGAGUGAGCUGGAAAAUGAACGCUAUGCAAACUACUGAGGAAGCCCUCGGAAGCAACUAAAUGGGCUCAGAUUCCUCUUUUGAUUUGAUUUGAUUUGAUUUUUUUCCUCUUUUGUUUCUUUCUUUUAUUUAACUUGAUGCAUGAUGUGGAUCUAACCUUCACUGCUAACUUUGCUGUGUUCUUUUAGAUCUGAAGUGCUUGGAGUAGUAGAGCAAAGUCCAAGUUAGGAAAUUGAGGACAAAAUGCACACACACUUAACACUGUUGUAGGGAGCUGGGGAAAAGCAGAAGCCAAAUUCAGAAUAGUUAUCAGAAUAAAAACAUUGCCUUGAAUUUACAACUGAUUUUUUUUAGAGUCUUAUUUUAAGAAUAAGAAGGAAGCAUCAUUUUUUUUUAUUUGAGGCUACUCAUUGUAAAAAAAACCCCGAAAUAAAUAAAUGUUUCUUUCAUGUCCGAUCAUGCAACUGUUCAAUAAAACUAUUUUUCUAUAAGGAAUAGGUCUAUGUUCUGAUUACAAAUUAUUUGUACCAUUUUUAAAAUGUGGGGCUUGUAGCAAAAUUUGAAGUGUUUUCAUCCAGCUGUAAGGAGGUCAGUAUGGAUGUUUGCAUUUUUUUUUUGCUUAAUUAAGAGUAUUUUGAAAGAGCUACAUGCUUGAUUAGUAUUAGAUAAAUCAAUGUGAUAACUUUCAUACAAUGAAGUCAGCGAAAAGAUUCACACUGAGUUUGAUAGUAUGAAUUUUACAAAUCUGUUCAGAAGUAUAGAAACACAACCACUGGUUUCCAAAUGUGAGCAAUAUUGUUCAGUUAUAAAAGUUCUAUUCUGUUUGACUUCCUCCAGGUAAGAAUUUUAAUCUUAUAUUUAUGUAUCUAUUUGUUCAUGAAGAAGUCACUUAUUUUGAUUGACUUAUCAGCCUAAAGAUAAUUUAAUGCAAGAGAAUCCAAAAUUGCCUGUAAUUCAAAUAUUGACUUGUAUUCGUUGUGGGAACAAUGUAGGCUAAGUUAAACAUUCAAACCGAUGAGACUUAAAAAACCUGAUUUUUGUUGGUCAGAGAUGAGCAACAGAAAAACCAAGUUGGAUCACACCUAUGGUCAAUCUGAUAUCAGAUAAAUAUAUCAUAUAUCAUUUAGACCAGGGCUGUCAAACUCACAGCCGGUGGGCUGGAUGCAUCACGCUCUGGCCAUGCCUCCACCCGUUUUAGCGAAGGGGGAAAAAAGUCCCAGUACAUCACGUGACACCGCCAUGAUGCCCGCAAGUUUGACACCCAAUGAUUUAGACCAUUCGGAUAGCUUAUAUACCCAGAAAUGGCAUUACAUUAGGAAAUGUAGACCCAGGAGAUGAAGGUAGCAGUCCUCAUAUGCAGUGGCAUUGACCAACCUUGAUGCUACAGGACUAUGAUCCUUGGAAAUCCAGGUUUUGGGCCAUCUUAGAAAAGGUGUAGGUUAUCCUCCCACAGUUCUGGAUUUUGCUAGGUUGGGGAAGAAUGUGCAAUGAUUUGGUUUUUCUACACUCUGGGCUAUGUUAAGAGAGUAGAAGUCUCUUGAGCAGGGGGUUGGACUAGAUCAGGGAUUUCCAACCUUGUCAACUUUAAGACUUCAACUCCCAGAAUUCCUCAGCCAGCAAAGGUGGAUCUCUUGCCUCACAAUUAGGAGGUUGUGAGUUCGUUCCUAGGUAGAGGCAGAUGUAGGGUCUCCUGCUUGGGCAGGGGGUUGGACUAGAUCGGGAUCUUCAAUCUUGUCAACUUUAAGACAGACUUCAACUCCCAGAAUUCCUCAGCCAGCAAAACAAAGCUGGUUGAGGAAUUCUGGGAAUUGAAGUCCACAAGUCUUAAAGUUGACAAGGUUGAAGACCCCUGGACUAGAUGACCUGCAAGGACCCUUCCAACUCUGUUAAUUGUUAAAAUAAGGCAAGGUUCAAAUCAGAAGCUUGCAUCAAAGAUCUUAACUCUAAUUUAUUUCUUUUUUUUAAAAAAAACCCCAACAACAGCAUAACAGCACAAAAGAGAGCAUGUAACACGGCAACAUGUGUGACCCAUCGUUUGGCAGAUUUCCUAAACCGAUCAGGAGGUGUGGGAAAAAACACAUUUGUACCUACCAAUGUUGGAGCCCAUGCUUUUGGUAGGCGAAGA